CGCGCUUCAGCCUGACCAGCGCGCGCGCUGCCAAUAGACCAUUUAACCAUUUUCAUGAAAAAGGAAGUUUUGCCAAAAAACGCCACAAAGUUGAAUGUAUUGGUGAAAUAAAAUGCUUUUAACCUGCUAACCACAAUUUACAACCGUAACAACUACUAUUACUACUACUACUAAUAAACAUGAUCAAUAUAAUCGUCGUUUUAAUGUUUUAGACGUUUAGACCUUUGUUUGAGGUGACAGCUAAAACCAAAGCUAAAGCCAAAUAAAUACAUUUUUAUUUCAAAACCUAGCAAUAAACUGUAAAAUGUCAGUAUUUUAAUGGGAGGUUCAGCAGCUUAACAACUUAAACGCUGAACUUUACUACUUAUAAUAAUAAUAAUACUAAUAAUGGCAAUGGCAUUUCUGUUUGCCAUUUAAUGUUCUUUCUAGUUAGCCAGCUAGCUAGCUACAGUAGAGGUGUGUCUGUUUAUGGAGAGCAGAUAUGCAUGUAGCAGACUUCAUUGCCGGCUCUGUUGGAGGAGCUUUUGGCGUGGCAGUGGGCUAUCCUCUGGACACAGUUAAGGUUAGGAUACAGACACAGAGGAAAUUCGUUGGGGUUUGGCAGUGCAUUCACACGACCGGCAGGAAUGAAGGGGUGUAUGGCUUUUAUAAAGGCAUGUCGAUGCCCAUGACUACAGUGUCCAUCAGCUCUUCUGUGGUGUUUGGCACAUAUAGGAAUGCGCUUCAGGUGUUGCACCGCCUGAGGGGUAAAAGAGAAGAUGCCCCCAGUCCCAAACACGAUAUCUUUCUAGCAGGCUUUGCUGGGGGAAUUGCUCAGGUUUCAGUAAUGUCUCCAGCGGACAUUGUGAAAGUACGUCUUCAGUGUCAGACCCAACUAUAUCAGGGAUCUGACUUCAAAUCUAGGCCUAAAUACCGCGGGCCUGUACACUGCCUUUUAACCAUCGCCCGUGAGGAAGGAGUGCUGGGCCUUUACAAGGGAGCCGGAGCCUUGGCGUUAAGAGACGGUCCAUCUUUCGCUACAUACUUCCUUGUCUACAAUACUGUCUGUGAUCACCUGUCUCUGGACAAGAAUGCUCAGCCUGAAUGGAAGGUGGUGAUGCUCGCUGGAGGAUUAGCAGGGAUGUGUGCCUGGAGCGUUGGGACCCCCAUGGAUGUUAUAAAGGCUCGCUUACAGACUGACGGUGUGGGCAAGAGGCACUACAGAGGCUUUUUUCACUGCAUAACCGAAAGCGUCCGAACUGAGGGAACCGGCGUUCUUUUUAAAGGCCUCGUGCUGAAUUGUGUCCGCGCCUUUCCGGUCAACAUGGCAGUUUUUGCCAUGUACGAGCUAACCAUCCGCUUUCUACAAACAAAAUCGUAGUGUUGCUACAUAUCACAUGACACGUAUUAUUAUGUAUAAACAGCAAUGUCAUGCCAUGGGUGAGAAUUCCGGGAAAAUCAUUCCUGUGUGAAAAAUCUGGUAUGAUGGUGAGGUUUAUUUCUAAUCUUAACUUAUUUGCAUUGAAUUGCAGUGACUACCUCUACUAAAAUUUAAUUCAUAUA
This is a messenger RNA of Tachysurus fulvidraco (yellow catfish), 1542 nucleotides long. RefSeq names its product solute carrier family 25 member 47b (gene slc25a47b). Gene Ontology annotation, biological process: transmembrane transport. Gene Ontology annotation, cellular component: mitochondrion. Bases 482 to 1360 code for a protein of 292 amino acids. The transcript has 6 exons. The record is from RefSeq and is a predicted model, not a curated record. Gene Ontology annotation, molecular function: transmembrane transporter activity. Lineage: Eukaryota; Metazoa; Chordata; Actinopteri; Siluriformes; Bagridae.